UUGGUGUUCUACUUUAACCUGUUGGCAAGUUGCGCACUUUGCAACAAACUCAGCUAUAUCCUUCUUCAUACCACCCACCAAUAGAUUUUCGUAAGUCACGGUACAUCUUGGCAGCACCAUAUCGCGCACCAUUCGCUUCAGCCAUAAUUCUCUACCUCAACUAAUCAACACAAGGCACGCAUAAUUCUUGGUCAAGUAUUAUUCUUUUGAUAUUCUCACUCCAUAACAAUCACCUGGACUGGAUUAUUGUACCAUUUUACCAUACUUGACACACACUAGGGUGGCCGGCGUUGGGAAUAUUCUAUUGCUAAGAAAAAGGGGAAGGAAUGAAUUGUUGAGUAGCCAAUGGAGCAGCUUCAGUAGAGUAUCAUCACCAUUUCCCUUACAACAAGCGCAACUCAAUAAGGCAUUAAACUUGAACAACAAACACUCUUGCUUUACCAAUUCAUCAAUGGAGGAUUCCACUUCCCAGGCUCACCAAUCGCCAUUUCAGUUUCUCACGAAGAAGACUUAUGAGCCUCCUCACUGGGCUUCCCAUCUUAGCCCUAUUCCUUCCCACACUUUUUCACUUGGUCAUUUUUCGACUCCAAUUCGCAAGUGGAACUUGCCUAAUUUGCCCAAGGACACUGAGGUUUGGUUAAAGCGUGAUGAUCUGUCAGGAAUGCAAUUGAGUGGAAACAAGGUCAGAAAGCUGGAAUUCUUGUUGGAAGAUGCUGUAGCACAGGGCGCUGACUGCAUAGUGAUAGGUGGCAUACAAAGUAAUCACUGUCGUGCUACUGCUGUCGCUGCUAAGUACUUAAACCUUGACUGCUAUCUCAUCUUACGCACUUCAAAGGUAAUACAAGUACGACCACGGAGAUGGAUGCAUGUGAGAAUGUAAUGAACCCGGGGCUUGGAGUGUGCGAGUGAAGGACUUAAAACACACCAAACCGACCCUAAUCUCAUACUUGGAGUGUAAAGAGGAGCCUUGGAACACAACAAGGCAGCCCCUAAAUACACUUGAAGGGAGCCUAGCUCUUAAAAAGGCAUUUUGGAUAUUUUGUAUUUUAUUUGUAACCUAGUAUAAAUAGAACAUUGUAGGGCUUUUAGACUUAGAUUAUUCAUGAUGUUGUAAGUCUUGAAACACAAAGAAACACAAGUCCUCUCUCCUUGAGGCACCAAAACCGAAAUUAGGCAUAGAGAGUAUGGAAUCACUCUUGUUGAUCUCAUGGCUUGGAAACGUGAUGCUUGGGAGGUGGAUUCUGGCCUUGUGUCUUCAUAAGAGAUAGAUGAAUGUUGUGUGUAGUGUUAAGGGUCCAAGAGUGGAAUAUGCUCUUGGGUUCUUAAGAUUAUACCUUCAUUAAGUCUAUCUAACUAUCCCUUUACUUUUAUUGUAAAUUGUAAUAGUUUGUGUUCUUGUAACCGUUUCUAUCUCUUGUUAAUAAAACCGUGUGCUGUUCCUAUCUUG
Capsicum annuum is the source of this 1447-nucleotide messenger RNA. Its product is annotated as putative D-cysteine desulfhydrase 1, mitochondrial. NCBI's taxonomy places the organism in Eukaryota, Viridiplantae, Streptophyta, Magnoliopsida, Solanales, Solanaceae. The coding region runs from base 452 to 880 and encodes 142 amino acids. The record is from RefSeq and is a predicted model, not a curated record. The transcript is spliced from 3 exons. Gene Ontology annotation, molecular function: D-cysteine desulfhydrase activity.